Molecule: messenger RNA, 4558 nt
Organism: Pectinophora gossypiella (pink bollworm)
Lineage: Eukaryota; Metazoa; Arthropoda; Insecta; Lepidoptera; Gelechiidae
Product: graves disease carrier protein-like
Exons: 6
Coding region: 441-1397 (318 amino acids)
Biological process (GO): transmembrane transport
Cellular component (GO): mitochondrial inner membrane
Source: RefSeq, a predicted model, not a curated record
UCAUGUUUCUGACUGGUUAUGACAUUUGAGCGCUAAUAUUUUAAUGUAAAUUAGAAAAACAUUUGUAAAUGAUUAUGUUUUGUGAAAACCUAUUAUAAUAUUUGAGGAAUUCGAAGAAUUGAAAGUUAAAACGUCAAUGAGCGUUUAGUCAUUCAGUGCGGCGCGGCGGGCGACGGACGAUACUACGCUCGUCCACUCGCCAGUGUCGGAAGCAAAAGUAUUCGUGUCUUCAAAGGUGAAAGUAGCGGUAAUGUCGCGUUCUAAAUACCCGAGUAAUGUUUAACGGCGGCUGCUCCUCCUAUAGUGAAUUAAUUAAAUAUUUCUAAAAGUGUACUAUGGACUGUAUAUUUUCUUUUAUAAUAGUGCAAAUGUUUGGGAAUACAGUAUUGUGAAUAUAAUAGAAAGUUUUGCCGUUAAUAAAAGGACAUAAGUAAACAAAAAUGGCACUGAAAAUGGAACAGAAAAAUGAUCUUGAUUUUAUACUGAAGAAUUUGUUGGCUGGAGGAGUAGCAGGAAUGUGUGCAAAGACAACAGUGGCACCACUGGACCGCAUCAAGAUCCUGUUGCAAGCACAGUCAUCACAUUACAAGCACCAUGGAGUCCUCGGAGGCCUAAGUGCCAUUGUCAAGAAAGAGUCCCUCAUAGCUCUCUACAAAGGCAACGGUGCUCAGAUGGUCCGGAUUUUCCCAUACGCCGCUACACAGUUCACUAGUUUUGAGAUUUAUAAAAAGUACUUAAGCCGGCUGCACGUGCCGUGGUUCCAGCACGGUGACAAGUUCGUGGCGGGCGCGGCGGCGGGCGUGACCGCGGUCACGCUUACCUACCCCCUGGACACCAUACGGGCGCGCCUUGCCUUCCAGAUCACCGGCGAGCACAAGUACACCGGCAUCCUUCACGCAGCUGCCACUAUGUUCCGCACGGAGGGUGGUAUCCGCGCGCUAUACCGCGGCUUCGUGCCGACCAUGGUGGGCAUGGUGCCCUACGCCGGCUUCAGCUUCUACUGCUUCGAGUCCCUCAAGUUCUUCUGUAUGAAGUACCUGCCCACCACGCUCUGUCGGAAGUGCGAGAGAAAUACUGGUGGGCUGGUGCUGACGGUGCCGGGCAAGUUGGUCUGCGGCGGGCUGGCGGGCGCGGUGGCGCAGUCCGUGUCGUACCCGCUGGACGUGACGCGGCGCCGCAUGCAGCUCGCGUGCAUGGACCCGCGCACUGAAAAGUUUGGCAUGGGCAUGGUCCAAACCCUGACCCUGAUAUACCGGGAGAAUGGCGUAGUGAAGGGUCUCUACCGGGGGAUGUCUGUCAACUACAUCCGCGCCAUCCCCAUGGUGGCCACGUCCUUCUCCACCUACGAGCUGAUGAAGCAGCUGUUACAACUCGACACUGGCAUGAAGGUCGCAUAGGGGGGGACAGAGGAGUCCUAUCGCUGGAAUAGUAGUUAGCAAAAGAGGGCCUAGCCAGGAUAACGCUAACGCUUAGCAUGAAAUUGACAUAAGAACGUACAAAAAGAACGCUACGUAUAGAACUGUAACUCUCCGCCCCCCACCAAUUCGUAUCGGGCGCUGACCUCACACCCUCUGGGACUUAUUUUAGUCUUAAAUGGCCGCAAGCCGCUAAGGAGUAAGGGAGAGAGCGCGCGACCUGUCUCGCUCUCACCUACGCAUUAGGCGUAUAUAUUAGGGAAUUUUUUUAUGGAGUGUCAGGUGUGUGGUAGUACAUAAACUGACGAAUUGACAUAUCCUUACAUCCGUUUUAUAUAUUUCCAUUGGUUUAACUGCGCGCGCAUCUGUGUGACAUCUGACGCCCAUACGAUUGAAGACUAAAGUAAGACCGAGGGGGUGAGGAAAACUUUGCUCAGUUGCCCGUUUUGUUCGGGUAAACGUUGUUGAAGCGUUAACGUUAAAGCGCAUGCGUCUUGGCUACGCCCCCAGGGGUCUUAUUUUCUACAUCCAACAUCUAUCGCAAACUCAAAAGUCUUCGAAGGCAUUCACUACUGGAACAGUCAUGAGCGCUGAGGACCCGCUAUCUUCUCUCGUGUGGGCCAAAGACCCUGCUAAGUGAAAAUUUUAUUUGGUUGAUAAUUCAUCCGUAAACGGCUUGAAAUUGUGAUAGAUAUUGAAGUUAGACAAUAAGAUCCCAAAAUAUUGUAAGGAAAAUGAAAAGACGUACUUACAGGGCUGAUUUUGCACUCAUUAUAAAUGGCACAAAGUUAUUCUUCAAUGAUGGAUAAGCAAACCGCAAACCGUUGUAAUAAAUUACUUAUAAAUUUAUAACAGACCCUACACAUGGUGGUGCACCAAAAUUUUAGCCCUGAUUAGUUUAUUCUAUAAAUACUUUGUUUUAUUUAAUGGACAAUGUUUCAGACGGACUGUCAAAAAUCUGUGUGGUUCAACCCUUAGAACCCUAUAUAGGUGUUUCUAAGGGUUGAACCACAUCUGACCGCACGGAAUCGCAUUUUAGCGUCCGAAUGAACUUUCGGUUUCAAUAUGUUUCAGUGCUAAAUUGAGGUUUCGAUUUCGGCAGAAACUACGACCGAAACUAUGUUCAAAGGCCAGAAUGUUGUACGGCCUUCAGGAGAGACAGGCGUAGUGAAGGAUGACAUGUCGAUUAGACUAUGCUUACGUAUAAUUUCCCCAAUUGAUUAUCAUAAUUUAUUGUCUCGUUCAUUUGACCACAGUGUAUAUAGCGUGCGACAGUAUGCUGCAUUUGCUUACGCUUUUUUUUCCGUGUUGCUAUUUUUCUCGCUCUACCAAAUGACGCUUCUGAGUGACAAAACAGGAUAGAAGCAUAGGCAAGUGCGAUGCGAUAUUAAGAUAGAAGAAGAUAUUAUAUUCAAAGUAUUAGAUAUUUGAUAGUAGUGCCUUCUGUGUUUACUUUUAAAGUAGACCGCUAAAACUGGGAAUACAUUAGGUUACGGACUUUUUGGACAUUAAACCUCCACUCAAACAGCGACGUACAUACCACAGCACAGUAUCAUAGAAUAUGGAAUAAUAAUACGGCAUUACGGUCACGAGCAUUAAUAUGUAUACACGGUACCAUGUCACAUUAACUUUUUUGACAAAUUGAACUGUAAGUCUCACUAAAUGUCACAUAUGUUAGUGCGACAGAGUCCUAAAGUGGGUACAUUAUAUUGCUCAUGACUGUACAUCAAAGUACUCAGUGGUAUGAAACGCAUGGUUUGUGUCUGCUUACCGUGAAUGUUGUACUAUUUCACAAAUAUACUUAUGACAUAUUAAAGUGGUAGGAACAUCGUACCGGUGCGAAAUGUUACAACGUUCACCUUUGAGUAAGUUACAUGCCCAUAAAUAUUGGUUUUUGUUGCCUAAUGAAUAUUUCUUUUUUACCAGCUUUAAACUUAAAGACAGUUGUUUGUAUAAGUCUUUAUAGCAAUCUUUAAAAGACAGUAUAAUUUAAACAUCUAAAGUAGUUUAAUUGACUUUGUUUUUAAAUGCUGUAAUGCGUAUUUUAUAUAUGACUUUGUAGGGUGGGCUUAGCUCAGGAUAGAAAAAAAAGGUUGAAAGGGCGAAGGGAGCGCGCCACGCGCACGUCCGUACAAGUGUGAGCAAAUAGUUCAUAACUUUGCACUCCACUCCUCCGCAAACCUAACGAAGCACGGAGCUCCGCGAAAAUAUAUGAAAAAGUCGUCUUGCGUGUUAUAACUUACAGGACAAGAAGUCGAAUAUCGACUGACACGCAAGGAGAUCCCCCUUAUCACAGGAAAGCUAAAAACCUCAGUAUGUUCGGCUAUUUAUCAAAAAAUACUUUUGUACGCAGUAUUUUACGAAAAGUAAUGGUAAAAUUGCAGCCUAUCACAUAAAAUAUACAUUGCCGGUAAAGUGGUUAUGGAAUUUGAGAGCAGUAGAGCUACCGUAGUUAUCUGUUUGCAGGAGUAGAAUUAACAGAGUGGGGUUAAACCGGCGAUAUUUCUCAUACAAAAUGCGCGUUAGGGUUUUUCCAACCUCUUUCUUCUAUUCCGUGGGCUACAGCUCAGCGAGCUUAGCACCUUAAGCACGCGACUCUUUCUCGCCGCGAUAGAGAUCAUCUGUCUUUUUCUAUGCAGUACUGUGAGAGAGUGACGGGUGAUGUAUGUCGAGGCGAGAAAGAGUCGCGCGCUUACGGUGCUAAGCCCGCAGGUAUGGCUAUAAAAUUAUAGCUUUUCACUUGUGUAUCUCGCGGCUCAAUAAUAAAAUUAAUUAGACAUGACAAGAUUAUUUAUUACUGUGAAGUAAUGUCUGAUAUUUUUAUAUUUAUUUAUGUCACAAAAAUGUGGGACAAGCCCCAUCUGUCGUAGUGUUAUUAUUAGCUAGUAGGGAAACAUUCAUUCCAUUUAAUAUAUAAUUAUUAGAAAAUACAAAUUACUGUUGAUAUUAUAUUUAUUUGUAUUUAUUUUCUUUUCCGCAUUAUCAUUUGUUUUUUUUUGAGGAAUUAUACAAUUUUACUUUGUAAUUUUAUUUGUGCAGGGAACAACAUAGGUAUCAAGUACCAAAGAUACUAUAUUAUAUAAAAUGGUCACAUUACGGAAAUGAAGGAAAUGGUAUUAUGAAUAAAAUAUUUUUAUAUCAUA